AUGGACUUCAAGCAAUCUAAUUUCGUGCAACCUACAUUAUUCGAAAACAACUUUGAGCAACCUAAAGACGUAAAAACUAUCUUUGAGCAAGCCAACGUAGCAAAACCUAACUUUGAGCAACGCAACAUAACAAAACCUAACUUUGACGGUAAAAAGAAAAGUGGAGGCGGGAGGACGCGUGAGAAACGCCCACGCGACCCUGCUCUGGAGGCUGGGUCAGCAGGCUUGUCCUCCGAUGAGGAAGGCCUGCCAGCCCCCAAGAGGACGUCGGCAACGGCGGCCUCGAGAAAGGCAACUGGUUCGCAGCCGCAGAGGGAUGCGCAUGGAAGGUUCCUGCGCUCCAAGAACUCAGUGGCCAGCGGGACAGACUACGAAAUGGGGGUCUCUAGUGAGGACCCCGGGGUCGAGAGUUGCACCUCACUAGGGAGCACCAAAGCGGAACUUAACGCCGCCAAAAGGGAGCAGCGGAAGGUCGUCGCAGCCGACGAAGUGUCGCUAAUGUCUAGUCGCGCACGUGAGCGACGUGCUGCUCUGGCAGCAGAAGGGGGUGAGCCAUCGGCGUUAGUUCUGAGCCAACUGGCCUUGGACGGGGUGGACUUAGUACUGAAGGUUGCUACCAAAUCUGGCAGCCUGAAAGGUACUUUCACCCGUGGCUUGAAAGAGGCCGCAGGUGACAUCAAGGAGGCUAUUGGCCUCCUUCUCAAUAGGACGGCCUCUGACGAAGUCACGAAAUUGCAGGAGGAGAACGGCCGUCUCCGAAGAGACCUGGAAGACCUGCGGCAGCAAGUCGCCUUGCUGAGCGAGCAGCACCAGCGACACAAGUCCGUCGAAAGCACAGACGCAGUAACACCGUCUCCCCCAGCGCAACCGGCAAGCCCUCAAAGGGUUGAGGAAGUCGAACGUAUUGUCCGACUCUGCAUGCUCCAGUGCGGGAGCAUGGUCAAUGCUCGACUGGAGGCAAUUUCCCAGCGUCUUCCUGCGGAAAUCCUCCGUCCACCCCUAGCAGCCGACUCUCGAAGGGCUGAAGGGCCGCCGAGACCUGUGGGGAAGCCCGUGGAGGACACUGGAAAGCCCGCGGAGGGAGCCCCCCCGAAUGACGAGUCAGGAACCUCUGGGUCUAAGGGUGAGACUUGGGCGAAGGUGGUUGGCCGUAAAAAGGCUCGCAAAGCCGCUAAGAAGGCGUCAGCAGUAGCGCGCGCCACCAGCGUAACUGCAAAGGGGGCCCAAUCUGCACGACGGUCUACCAAAGAUGGUCGCAAAGUGCCGGCUGUACGUGCUCCGCGAUCCGAAGCUGUGACGCUCACGUUACAGCCCGGAGCUGUGGAACGGGGCGUGACGUACCAGUCGGUUAUUGCCGAGGCCAAGGCCAAGAUCAAAUUAUCAGAUCUUGGCCUGCAGUCCGUUACCCUCAGGCAAGCUGCCACGGGUGCACGGCUAUUUGAGGUGGCUGGUGCUGGAAGCGACAGUGCCGAAAAGGCGGACGCUCUUGCCGCCAAGAUGAGGGAGGUCCUCAACCCUGAGGACGUUCGGGUCUCCAGGCCAGUCAAAACCGCAGAGGUGCGAAUUGCUGGUCUGGACGACUCCGUGACCUCUGAAGAGGUGGUGGCGGCCGUUGCCCGAAGCGGUGAGUGUCUGCCAGAAAAGAAUCGACAUGCUGAAGUUGACCGUAGUGACCUUUGCUAUCGCUGCGGUCAGCCCGCCCACAAGGCGGCCCAGUGUUCCGCGCCGCUCAACUGCAGCGUGUGUUCGGCUGCAGGGAAGCCAGCGGGACACAAAUUGGGCGGAGGAGCCUGCGGCGCACCUGCCAGCAAGGCCAAGAAGAAAAAGAAGAGCUCUAAACCUGCCGGGGAAACCUCGCCGCCCCCGCAGGCUAGUUGCUCCGCGGCCGACUCCCGGCCCAGGACCGUUGCCGAGGGAAUGGAAAGUCAAUAA
Helicoverpa zea (corn earworm) is the source of this 1932-nucleotide messenger RNA. RefSeq lists its product as uncharacterized. Gene Ontology annotation, molecular function: zinc ion binding; nucleic acid binding. Lineage: Eukaryota; Metazoa; Arthropoda; Insecta; Lepidoptera; Noctuidae. Bases 1 to 1932 code for a protein of 643 amino acids. The record is from RefSeq and is a predicted model, not a curated record. The transcript has 3 exons.